Molecule: messenger RNA, 1958 nt
Organism: Alosa sapidissima (American shad)
Lineage: Eukaryota; Metazoa; Chordata; Actinopteri; Clupeiformes; Clupeidae
Product: pannexin-1-like
Exons: 8
Coding region: 251-1468 (405 amino acids)
Biological process (GO): monoatomic cation transport; positive regulation of interleukin-1 production
Molecular function (GO): channel activity
Source: RefSeq, a predicted model, not a curated record
CUUUCCCAGUCACGGCACUUCGCAAAGUUGCAUGUCCUGUUUUUUGAAUGCGGGCAACUGGCUACAUUUAAAAAAAAACAACAACAAUUCUUUAAAUGCACUCAUGAUAACGUACAGCUCAGGAUGAAACUAGCAGUUUUUCAGCAGAAACAUGCGAGAACCUGUCAAAACUAAUCGGUGAUUUCAGUCUUCCCAUACAUUUUAAAGUCCCGAGGACCAUCGGUAACGGGAGUAGCUCGAGCUGUCAGACAUGGCUAUCGCACACGUAGCCACCGAAUACGUCUUCUCCGACUUCCUGCUUAAAGAGUCGCCAGAAGCCGCGAGGUACAAAGGAAUCCGUUUGGAGCUCACGCUGGAUAAGAUGGUGACGUGCAUUGCGGUGGGACUACCGCUCGUGCUCAUCUCCCUGGCCUUCGCGCAGGAGGUGUCUGUCGGUACGCAGAUCAGCUGUUUCUCCCCCUCUAACUUCUCGUGGCGGCAGGCUGCAUAUGUGGACGCUUACUGCUGGGCUGCCGUCCAGAAACAGCACCUCACUGAUGGACCCGAGAAAGGCUUACCGCUGUGGCUACACAAGUUCUUCCCCUACAUACUCCUGCUCGUGGCGGUGUGUGUGUAUAUUCCCGCAUUGUUUUGGCAUCUGGCUGUGGCUCCACCCCUCUACUCUGACAUCACUUUCAUCCUGCAAGAAUUUGACCAGUCAUACAACAGGGCCAUCAACCUUGCUACCCGAUUGGCCAGUUCACAGUCUGACACUCAUGGGUCUGUUCUAGAUCUGACGGACAGCUGGUUUAAGUACCCUCUGGUGGAACAGUACCUGUUGACUAAGCGCGGUUCUCGCGUUCUGCUGCUGCGCUACGUUCUGUGUCGCGUUCUCACGCUGCUGAUUCUCCUGAUGGCCGUCCUCUACCUCAGCUACUACAUCAGGCUGUCCUCUCAGACAGAUGAGUUUUCCUGCAGCAUCCGGACGGGAAUUCUGCGGAACUCUUCCGACGUUCCUGCUGCCUUUCCCUGCAAGCUGGUUGCCGUGGGGAUCUUCCAGCUGCUGAGCGUGAUCAACGUGUGUGUGUACGGCAUGCUGAUGCCCGUGUGUGUGUACGCCACCCUGGUGCCGCUGCGCCAGAGCCACGACUUCCUCUCGCCCUUCCAGCUGCUGCCCACCCUGGAGGUCAUGACCUUUGACCCCGCCUGGGACGACCUCAGCCUCUUCCUACUUCUGCUGGAGGCCAACAUCGGCCAGCUCAAGUCCUACAAGUGCCUCAAGGUGUUGGAGAUGUUGAAGAGGCGGAAUGAGCAGUGUGAUGUCAUGUUGGUGCUCCAGAACUUGGGGCAGGUGAAGAGUGACAUCACUGACGGCAAACGCCAAGUGGCUACGGAACCCCCCAGGCCCCCCCACAACAGCACAGAGAUGAAAGAACUCUCUCCUUUGUUGUCUGCUCCUGCUGAUUCUGUGCGUCAGCGGUCCAUCUGACAGAGUAUCCAUAGAGACCGUGGUUCCAUCUGAUGCCGUUUCCAUAGUGACAGCAGACCUCCUGACGGCGUUUCCAUAGCGACAACAGACCUCCUGACGGUGUUUCCAUAGCGACAGCAGACCUCCUGACGGUGUUUCCAUAGCGACAGCAGACCUCCUGACGGUGUUUCCAUAGCGACAGCAGACCUCCUGACGGUGUUUCCAUAGCAAUGAACUCUGCUCCACUGCCUUGAUUGAUUGAUGGGGAAAUGAACUACUGAACUCCUGAGUGUUUUACUACAGGUGGAGUUUGUGUGUGUGUGUGUUGAACUCCUGACUACAGGUGGAGUUUGGGUGUGUGUGGUGGGGUCAUAGGUUGGAAAAGUGUGUGUGUGUGUUUAUGUGCAUGUUAACCAGACUGAUUAGUAAUGAAUUGGUUCGUAAAUACAGUGUGUGUGUGUGAGAGAGGUUAUAAUUAUGUGCCUUAAAUAAAGAAUGUUGUUGGGUUUUA